AUGAUCGUGCGCGUCGUGCCUCUGAUACUUGCCCUCUCGCUCUGCUGCGUGUGUGGGUGUGUGACUGCUGCUGAGCAACCAGAAAGCUCUCUGAGUGGCGGCGAUGCUCACGAUUUGCCGCGACGAGACUAUGCCGAGCUUGCUGCAUCCACGAGCCAAAGAAACGUUGUUGUCAGGUACCCAGCGGCUCCGAGGGUCUCCGACGACAGCGUUGGUUUGCGCGCUUAUGGCGGCGGCGGCGGCGCACCGCCGGGGAGGAGCAGAGACCCGAAGCGCAGAGUUGUCGUCAGGAAUCGCAGGCCGACGGUGGCUCCUGGUGAAGAUGUUCGCAUCCACAUUGUUGAGGAAGUCACCAGUGAGACGGACGGUGCCCUACUGCGGCGCAGAGUGAGGGUGUUGAGGCCCCCCAGACCGGCUACUGCUCCUCGCGACGACAGCGCGAUGCCGUUGCGCGGUGGAGAAACACCAGUUGCGGUCGACGGGCCUCCAGUGCGAAGAGCGGUUGUCGUCAAGUACCCCAAAGCCCCUGUGACCCCGGAAGAGGGCACCCAGAGGGAUGAUUGA
Molecule: messenger RNA, 564 nt
Organism: Trypanosoma grayi
Lineage: Eukaryota; Euglenozoa; Kinetoplastea; Trypanosomatida; Trypanosomatidae
Exons: 1
Coding region: 1-564 (187 amino acids)
Source: RefSeq, a predicted model, not a curated record